AGUUGGGUUGUCGUAUAAAACAAAUAAAUGUUGAAUUUAUUCCUUAAAUGAAUUCAUUUUUUGAAAAAAUAUGUUUCAUAGGUAAUUUUGCAAAAUUGAUUCAUAAGAAUUAAAAAAAUCAACUUCGUGCAAUUUUAUUAAGGAACAGAUUUCUCUGACAUUCGAUAAAUGAAUAAAGAUUUCCAAGAAAAUGUUUCGAAAAAUGAAAGCUAUUUGGCCCACAGCAUCAGUCAAUCGCCUUAUUUCAUAAAUUACAUUUUUUUUAAAACAAACUUUUGGUCAACAUGAGUGGGAAUUUAAAAUGACAUGCAUGAGACAUCCCGGUAGUUUCUUCGGUUAUCGGUAUUUAUAAGACAAAGUCGAUCCCUGAAAUAGGCCUCACUUACGGACAAAAUAUAUUAAAACUGUUAUAUUUAAAGAGGCAUAACUUACUUUCAUACAGUGCAAAUAACACUUAUUAAAGCGAGUAGCGUAAAGAUUUAAAUUUUUGAGUACAAGUACAUUUAUUUCCCUUUGGAAGAUACUAAGAUUAUUGCCCUUGGUGCACUAAAGACAUGUCAACCAAUAUGUUUUGGAUAAUUUUAAGGAGUUUCAAUGAUGUGUGUUCAAAGAAUCUACGUAUAAAACUUCGCUAUGGUAUGAUGAUUAAUCAGAAAAUAUCUAUAUUAUAGAUAUUGCAAGCAAUCGAUGUUACAAUCUUGAAAGAAAAAAAAGUAUGAAGACCAACAUGUACGCCUAUAUAUAGCCUACUUAAUUAUUUGGAUAUAAAAUUUCAUGAUUGACAAAUUAAUAAAACUUAUAAAUGUAAUUUUGGAAAGCUGUGACAGGAAAAAGUUCCCCUUGUAUAAAAAGUAGCCUCUAAAAGAAAAAGAAAGCCUUCAAUAUUUCCAUGUUCUUUAACACUCGGUUACUAAUACGUAAGUAUGUAAGUUCAUUAUCAAAUUAAUUUUCAUAGUUUUUAGCAGAUUUCUGUUAAUCAAUUUUUAGAUAAAUGUUAAAUUUCGUAAAUCUUUCGGCUAUGGUUCAAUAUUCGAUCGGGCACGGACAUGACGUAAUAUCGCGUGAAUAGCGUCAGACGUUUGUUUAUGACGUAGCUCAGAAGGCCACUAUACUUUAAUGAUGUCUCGAAAAAAGUCAAGAGGGGUUCUUUGCUUUCGGGGUGGACAAGAUGAAGGGGACGUGCGGGGAUUGGAUUCUGUCGACGGUGAGAAAGCACGAAAAGAAACGGAACUCUUUAAGUUGAUGAUGGAGGAUUUUGAAAAAAAGCUAGGCUGCCUGAUGAUGUCAAGUGAAAGAGAACGCCAGUUAAUGGAUCUGGUAAAAGACAACAGUGCAGACCUUCAGAGAGAGAACAUGGUGUUAAAAGAGGAAAACAAAAGGCUGGAUACUUUGAACCGAGAGGCGGAAAAACAACUGAUCAUGGCUGAGGGAAACUACAAGAACCUCUCUGUCCAGUACAACACUUCCAAAGAAAUACUGCGAGCUGUAAAUGACAGAAUAACGGACAUGAAGGUGGUUAUAGAGAAACAUAAAGAAGAAAAGGCAGACCUUCAGAGUGAGCUAAAAACACAGAAAGACAAAAUUAACAACUUAAAGUCACAAUUAAUGGCAAUGGAUGAUGGUAAAACCAAGUGUGAAAAGCAGCAAGAGGAGCUCACCAAGGAAAAGCAACAAUUGCAGCUCCUGUUGAUCAAGAGGGAUGAACUGAACCAAAACAGAUUACGAAUGGCCUGGUUACGUUUUCAUGAAAUAAAAGAGGAAAGAGACAGUCUGCUUGCUAGUGUCUCAAAGAAAUCUCUCCCAUCACGCACGCCACAGAUUAUGGCGGCCCCACCAGAGAUCAACGAAGGUUACCCUACAACUGACACGCUACCAGAGCACCUGAUAUUUGAAACAAGAAUAAUGAAGUUAGAAAUGACUUUGUUUCGUCGCAAUAAAUUGAUUGAAAUUCUAACAGACAGACUAAGGGCAUUAACACCUGACUUUUCCUUGACCUCUGACCCGGAAGUCGCUGCUUACGUUGAUGAUGACUUGGAGCGGGAGAUUGGCAUACAAUUGUCGGAUGUGGUGUCACAAGAAAGCUCAGAGGCACAGUUAACUUCAAAUUCAUUUUUCAGUAUCUGAAC
This is a messenger RNA of Magallana angulata, 2126 nucleotides long. Its product is annotated as trichohyalin-like. NCBI's taxonomy places the organism in Eukaryota, Metazoa, Mollusca, Bivalvia, Ostreida, Ostreidae. The transcript has a single exon. The record is from RefSeq and is a predicted model, not a curated record. Bases 1117 to 2124 code for a protein of 335 amino acids.